Molecule: messenger RNA, 130 nt
Organism: Racocetra persica
Lineage: Eukaryota; Fungi; Glomeromycota; Glomeromycetes; Diversisporales; Gigasporaceae
Source: the annotation of a GenBank genome assembly
ACAAUCGAACAUCCCUGAUAUUGCCGUUAUUAAACACGAAUCGACAGAGGUGGCACAGUCGAUAGGUCACGAAUUUCAUGCGAUAGAAAUUAAAUCCAUGCACGUAUUCACAAUAAUUGAAAAACUUUGA